AUGUGCCAAUUGGUAACAGAUGAAUUAUUUUCUCAUUACGAUCUGAUGAACUUAAGACAAUUCGAAUCACUGUGGCAGGAGCAUAUAAUAAGUAUGGGCAUCAUUAGACCUACAAAGAUUUUGUAUAUUGGUAUUGAAGAAACUUACAUUUUAAUAUUAAGAAACCUCGCGAGUAACACUUUGAAUUAUUCUUGGGGUGAAGUUAAUGGUCUAGAUUCGACGAUGAUGGAACUUUGCGUGUGCCCUGAAAAGGGAGAAGUGUUGGCUGGAAAUACUCAAAGAAUGAAGAUAACUAUCACUCCCAUAAAAGAGGGAAUCGUGCAAUCGUUAUUUAUACCGUGUUUCGUUGGAGAUUCGCGGAAAAUAAUAAUGCUGGGAAUCGAGUGUGCCAUUGAAUCCCUUUAUGUUACAUUCUAUUUUCCCUUAGACGACGAAAUGCCGGUGGAGCUGAAGAAUAAUUUUAUUAAAGUCGAGUGGCGAGCAGACAGUUUUCAACUUGCUUUCGACCUGGCAGGAAAAUCUAAAAAGCACAUGAAGAUAUUAGACGUGUACAUAAUGAGGGAAGAACGAGAGUUAAUGAACACGAAUCUGGAUCAGGGAGAGAUUCUCAAGGAUGCUGCAGCAGGUCCUUCAAUGGAAGAAGUGACUGCUAUGGAAUCUGGCGAGCAAUCCUCCACGACUAUUCGUACCUCAGAAAUCAUUCAAAUGAGCAAUGUAAUAACGGAAAAUGAGAACAAUUCGCACGAUGUGGCUUCUUUUGGAAAUAUUGUUCCAUUUUGUAAAAGAUAUCUACCAUCAGUUCCACAGCCUGCUGUAAUAGAAUUUUUAAACCUGCCAUUGAGAAAAGUGCAAAAGAAAACUUUUAUAAUAAAGAACGAAACAUCGAUAUUGACUAAUUUUUGGCUACGUAUAAAGAACUAUUACCCCAUCACAUGUUCAUGCGAAAGGAAGUCGCAAGAGGAUCGGAUCAAGUUUAUCUAUAAACGCGUCUUUAGUCGACAAAAGGAAUUAAUUGCGGAAACACUGUACAAAAUAAAACAACCUGGAUCAGGGGUUGUAAUUUAUGUUGCCCCAUUAAAUUCGGAUAUAGACUCUUUCAGUGCCAUACCUGUGGAUAUUUACGUCUUUGCUGAUACAUGGGGUAUUUAUGUGGAUGAAUUAGAAAUAAAUAUUACUGGCUUGCCAUUGUACUCUAUAGGAAUAUGUGUACAAGUCUUUGGAUUACCAAUUUCAUUCUCAAUUUCUGAUAGAAAUGAAUUUAAUAUACCUGUUAUCAAAUAUGGUAUUGAAGCUGUAGGUACACGUCUACAUCGUAGAAAAGUGUUAUUGACAAAUACAAGUGUGGUACCUAUAGUUAUUGAUUGGCAUACAUUUUUAGUCACACCAGCUGUAGAGACAAAGCCUUUUAAUGUAGCAUUUGAUUUAUGUACCCCAUUUACCGAUAAAUUAGCAUCAAGACUUAAAGCUAGUAAGCAGAAAAAUGAAAGUGAAUUACAUUUAGAAGAACAUGCAAAUUUUCCAUUAUCAAAAAAUUUAGAUACGUGUGAUUCUUUUGAAAUCAGCAACAUUACUGAUAUUACAGUGCCAUCUAGUUACAUGAAGUUUCCAUUCGUGACAUCAGCCUACAUGUCUAAUAAUGAAAUUUUACUUAAACACCUUCCUAGAAGUUUCACUAAUGACUUAAAAAGAAAUUAUAAACACACAGAAAAUGAAAUAUAUUCAAAUUUCUAUGCAUCUGAUCAAAGUGAAACAGAAGAGAAAAAAACCAUAGAAUUAAAAAUUUUAAUACUUCCUUACUAUGGUUUAAUUGAUACAAAAAUUUGCACAGUAAAAAAAUACUUUUAUUAUAAUAAACUAUUUAAGAAAGAGUUCUAG
Messenger RNA from Eufriesea mexicana, 1875 nucleotides. RefSeq lists its product as uncharacterized. The transcript has 10 exons. The record is from RefSeq and is a predicted model, not a curated record. Gene Ontology annotation, biological process: negative regulation of cell population proliferation. Gene Ontology annotation, cellular component: cytoplasm; cilium. Bases 1 to 1875 code for a protein of 624 amino acids. Lineage: Eukaryota; Metazoa; Arthropoda; Insecta; Hymenoptera; Apidae. Gene Ontology annotation, molecular function: tubulin binding.